CAUUGCGCAAUUGCAAGCAAUUAUCCUUGUUGUCAUCAGCUAAAUUUAGAUUUGCCCUUGGUAUUUAUUGUUUCACUGCUAAUGGGAAAUGGCAUUUAUUUCUGAGAGCUGGUAAAUUGAUAUUGCAUAUCCAGGUUAUAUAUCAGGUUUUGUGGUUGGCAAGACUGAGAUCAUGGCAGGAGUUGACUGCAGUGAGGACUCACUGUCUGAUGACAUACAGGGAGAAUUAGAAGUCUUAAGAUCAAUCUAUCAAGGAGAAGGAGAGUUUGCCAUGGAAACAUGUUGCCAUGGUGAUGACACUAAAUCAAACUAUGUAUGUGAGGUCAUCAUAACACCAUCUGACAUGCCGCUAGGAUUAAGUUUCUCAUUACCAGGAACAUACCCACAGAUCAGCCCUCGGAUUGAGAUGGUUUCCCUGCCUGAAUCCAUCUCACAAGAUAAUAUUGCCGUCCUCCUGGUUUACCUCUAUCAGAUUGCCAAAGAGAAUGCUGGGAUACCUCACCUUUAUUCAGUGGUUGAGGGCGCCAAACAGUGGAUUAGGGAUCACCUUGAAGAUCUUCACCUUGACUCUUCUUCAACUUGUUCAGAAAGUGAUUGGGGCAGCAUAGCUGACUCUGACACCAGAGAUAAGGAGAAGAAGAAAGAAAUGAAGAAGAAUAAAGGCAAGAAGCAGGAUGAUACUCCUCAGUUUGGGCGGGAUACUAAGAAGCCUCCUAUGAAGACUGCUACUGAUGUCAUCUCUCGUAUUCAGUGGGACAAACAGUUGAACCCAGAGCACUUCAUAGUCGGUUACCUUGACCGCUUCAUCGGGGUCGUGGAGCAGCCAUUCCUGGCAUUCUAUUGGGGAGACAUCGCUGAAGUGGACCAUCUAACCCUAGCCAUCCCCCGGCAUCGCAUCCAGUAUUUCAAGUACAAAGACGAGGUGGUGUGGGAUAAGAGAAUACGGCUGGACAACGUGUUUGGAUCGCUAGGAAGCGGACUCACGGUGGUGGACGUGGUGCAGAGGUAUGCCAAGGAGAACGACACGGAGCGGAAUGGUGGAAGCGAAAAGGAGGUGAAUGACCUGGCAGAUGUAGAAAUGGAUGAUGAUGGAGAGAGGAUGGUCAUGAAGGAUGGGAGAGUUCAGAGGAGGAGAAUAGAUAAAUCACGGCCUAACUAUUUCAUAGCAAUACAAAUUAGUAAUGAAGAUAUCAAGGCUGGGGUGAAACAGAUCCAGGAUCACAUGACCAGUAUAGAUCCUCUUAUUUCAUCAUACCUGACUUCUCUCUCACAUCUUCAUGUAACACUCUGUAUGCUCCAACUUGCCUCAAAGGCACAGAUAAACACCGCCCUCUCUGUUCUGAAAAACAUCCAACCUGAACUCACAUCGAUGCUUCUUCCUGUCACUAUGAUGAGGUUCCAGGGAGUUGACUCAUUCCAUGAUCGCAUCAUGUAUUCCCCAACAGAGGCAGAUCACGCUCUUGAGAAAAUGACACAUUUCUUGCGAACGUCGCUCUCCAAAGCUGGCCUGAGCUUAAUAGGAACUCGAGAUGAGUUUGUCCCCCAUCUCACCAUCAUGAAAAUGGCUCGUGAAGAAGCGAAUGGCCAUCCCAUUUUUACCUCUGACCUAAAAUCUAAGUUUUCUGAGGUGCACCUAGGAACUCAGGUUGUUGAUGCUAUCCAUUUGUGUUCCAUUGAUGAUAAACCAGCUCAUGAUAGAUUCUACUAUUCAUUAGCCAAGGUUGAUUUGAAUGAGUAGAUUAUUACAGACAAUUCUGUGUAAAGCCUUUGGAUACAUAUUAAACACAUUUAUUUUGAUAAUGUAGUGAUGUGAUACUAGUAGUACUAAUGUCUCUUCAUCAAUCUUUGUAAAGCUUGAUCAUCUUUUGAAACGAUUUGUGAUGUCUGUUAUCUCAUGAAGAGGCCAAUUCCCUUACUUAGGCACAAAUAAUAAUAAU
Messenger RNA from Lytechinus variegatus (green sea urchin), 1937 nucleotides. RefSeq lists its product as uncharacterized. The record is from RefSeq and is a predicted model, not a curated record. Bases 173 to 1738 code for a protein of 521 amino acids. The transcript has 4 exons. Gene Ontology annotation, molecular function: protein binding. NCBI's taxonomy places the organism in Eukaryota, Metazoa, Echinodermata, Echinoidea, Temnopleuroida, Toxopneustidae.